Vigna unguiculata (cowpea) is the source of this 2529-nucleotide messenger RNA. Lineage: Eukaryota; Viridiplantae; Streptophyta; Magnoliopsida; Fabales; Fabaceae. The record is from RefSeq and is a predicted model, not a curated record.
GAGUGAGUGUAGUGGUGUGUGUGAGUUUGUGAGUGAGUGUAUAUUGUGUGCUUGAGUGAGGUGAAUUUUUGAAUGUGAAUCAUGCAAUCAGUUUUGAAUAUCACCACCAUGCAAUCAGUUUUCAAUGUGAGUUUUUGAAUGUGAAUUGACUGGAACAGUUUUGAAAUUGAUUAAACUUUGGCAAAAUUUUUGUCUCACUUCGUGUUUGUCUGAGAACUUUGGAUAUAUACGAGAACUUUACUUUGCAUAUGUAAUGUGUGUUGUGUAAUAGGUGAGACACUCGAUUGAGGUGCCGUGUUGCAUUCUUUUCUCUGAUACGUGUUGCAUUGUUUUUUAAUUGCAUUGUUUUUAAAUAUUCUUAUCUGUUAUUAUGUAGUUGCCCUUGAUGGGGUUGUUUGACGUAUUAAAAUAUUUUAUUUUUUUAUUAUAGCUCAUUAUGGAAGAUCAUCAUUUUAGUUAUUUGAGUUUCUUGGAUUCUCAAGUGGAUUCUCAACUAAAUUGUAGUCUCAUGUUAGACUUUUCUGAUUUUGUUCAUGAUAUCUGCAAACAAGAUUAUACAUUUAAUUUUACAACUGAUGAUAUCUUUCCAACACGUGAAGAUUUAAUUAAGUGGGUUAGAGGGGUUGCUUAUAAUCUUGGAUUUGUUGUUAUUAUUCUAAGAUCAGAUAAAUAUAAUGGACAACCAGGAAGAAAGACCCAUGUAUUAUUAGGUUGUGAAAGAGGUGGAAAAUAUAGAAAUACAAAUGUGAUGCAGAACCGACUUUAUCUAGGACAAGAAAAUGUGAUUGUCCCUUUAGAUUGAGAGGGAGACCCAUCUCUGAAGGGGAGGGAUGGGUGUUGAACGUAAAAUGUGGUUACCAUAAUCACGAUGUCUCAUCUACUCUAGUUGGUCACCCCUGUGCGGGUAGGUUGAAGUCUACUGAACAGUCAUUGUUUGUUGAUAUGACUAAAAGUCAAGUAAAACCUGCAAAUAUACUUCUCACUCUCAAAGAAAAAGAUGAGUGUAAUGUUACAACUCUGAAGCAAGUGUAUAAUGCAAGAUAUAGGUACAAACGUUCAAUAAGAGGUUCAAGGACUGAGUUACAACAAUUAAUGUUGAUGUUGGAACGUGAUCACUACAUCCAUUUUAGUAGAUGUCUUGAUGAAUCUGAUGUGGUUAGCGAUCUGUUCUAGACCCAUCCUGAUGUUGUGAAGUUGUUAAAUUCAUUCAAUAUUGUGUUCUUAAUGGAUAUUACUUACAAAACCAACAAAUAUCGGUUGCCAUUGCUUGAGAUUGUUGGUGUGACCUCAACAGGAUUAAUUUUCUCAGCCGCGUUUGCAUUUUUAUCUAGUGAAAAGCAAAAUAAUUUCAUUUGGGCUCUUGAAAGGCUAAGAGGUCUAUUUAUGACGUCUGAGGGUAGUCCACAAGUCAUUGUAACUGACAGGGAUCUGGCUCUAAUGAAUGCUAUUGGCAUUGUGUUCCCUGAAUGUUAUCAUCUUCUAUGUCGUUUCCAUAUUCAAAAUAAUGUGCAGGCAAAGUGCAAAAUGUUAGUGAAUUCUGUUGAUACAUGGGAUGUUGUACUGCAAGCCUGGGAGAAUGUCAUGGACUAUAAAGAUGAAUUAAAGUUUAACGAUUGUGUUAAUCGUCUUGAGCUUGUUUGCCAGUCAUGGCCUGUAUUCUUUGAAUAUGUUAAUGACUCGUGGAUCAUUCCUUACAAGAAAUUCUUUGUGAAGGCAUGGACGAACAAAGUUAUGCAUUUAGGGAAUACAACAUCAAACAGGGUUGAGUCUGCUCACUGGAGUCUGAAGAAAGUUCUUGGAAGUAGUAUGGGAGACCUUUGUUCGUGUUGGGAUGGAAUUCACAACAUUAUUAUCUUGCAACAUAACGAAAUUAAGGCGUCUUUUGAAAGAAGUAUAAAUUUGAUCAGUGACUCUUACAAGGCAUUGAGUUAUAGAAGAUUAGUGGGAAAUAUUUCUAGAUGUGCCUUAGAACUCCUUGCUCUAGAGUUGGAAAGAGUAAAGAAGAUAUGCACGUGCAGCAAACUCCCAUAGCUCGUUAUCACAACAGCUAUCAUACAACUCUCUUAACCAGCUAAGUCUGACCUGUGCACCUCGACUUUGAUUCAGCUCCUCACAAGCCAUGGCCCGAUCAACACCAAGAAGUGUCAUCAAAAUCUCAACUGAAUCUUCAUAUUCAAGAUUUUUAGUGGAGCAAAAAUUUCCAGUGAUGGGAAGAUGGAGGAGCGACCAAACGUCAUCUAAAGUGAUAGUCAUCUCCCCAAUGGGUAGAUGAAAAGUAUUAGUCUCGGGAUGCCAUCUCUCCACGAAACCCAAUACUAACCCAAGAUCGGUAUAUUCAUAUAAAAUAUCGCAAAGAGGCGAUAAUCCAGAAGCUACCACAAAUGGGAGAACAGAAGGGUGAGGACGUCCUAAUUUCUUCACUUUUUUAAUAUGGGAGACUAUUUUCACAACUCGAUCCUAACAUAAAAGAAACAAAAAAGAACAAAAAUACAUAACAACAAUAAAAUUAAACAUUUAUAAAAACUUCUU